AUGAUCCUCGACGAGAAGCCGCCUCCACCAUAUUCGACUAAUAGGGCAAUUCUUACUCCGCCAGCAACUGGUUGGAGAACUUUCUCAGCACUCCCUCCCCAUCUCCUACUCCAAAUCGUCUAUUCCACCUUCUCGGACGCCGUAGACAUUGCCGAGCAGCGGAAGACUCUCUACUGGCUAUCGCGUGGUCUGCGUCUUGUCAAUCGCCUGCUCUACACAACCUCGAUGAAUGUUCUCCGUUCGCUCUACCUCCCGCUAUACGACUCCCACAUCCGAAGGCCAUACUCGAGCGACCCAUUCCCCCUUACCAGCGUACCACACUCACACGCUAACUCCCCCCUGACCUCGCUGCAGCGCGAAACAAGCACAUUGGACCUGUUUAUCGCACUCAAGGUCCGCGAAGACGUCUGGAGCGACGAUUCGGAGCUGCAUCUCGAAAGAGACGACUCGUUUGCCGACCUGUUCAACCUCUCCCAGCCGCGGAGCCGGUUGGAGGACCUGUUUAGGGAUGCUGCGAUGGAGGAGGGUUUGGUAUAUAUUGCCCGCCAACACCGAGCACGAACACCGACAUCCUCUUCGGCCGAUUUGCGGCCAGAAACUCCGCCCCCCUACCACGACGAUUUUGCGGUCAGCGGCCUCGCAUGCCUCGUUAACCCACCGUUUGUCCAUGAUGUCGAUGACAUCCUCGUGCUCUGGCUCUUCCUUUUGGGGCUUCAAGAAGUCCAAACCUCCCAGGCCCGCUCCCCCUCCCCCGCCAAUGAAAGUCACCAUCACGCCACUGCCGUUCUCCGCGCUAUCAAUAGCGUUCACCUCUCGCACAGUCGGCCUGCUGCUUUCCGUGCCGGGCCGUACCACAAGUAG
Mycena indigotica is the source of this 861-nucleotide messenger RNA. RefSeq names its product COesterase domain-containing protein. The record is from RefSeq and is a predicted model, not a curated record. Bases 1 to 861 code for a protein of 286 amino acids. The transcript has a single exon. NCBI's taxonomy places the organism in Eukaryota, Fungi, Basidiomycota, Agaricomycetes, Agaricales, Mycenaceae.